ACGACGAUGGAGGUGGACGCGGGGCAGUGGCCGUGACUAACUUAAGUAACUACGCGUCAAGCUUCCAGAAGCUCUAAAAAUACAUGUCAUCAUCUCAUCCUCGACUGACAACAACAUUCAACACAUCAUUUCCGCAUAUCUACAAUUGACAGCCAGAGCGUCGGGUAACUCGGCCCUGCCCAGUCCGGAUUCACUUUCAACAUGCUCGAACCCUCUCAACGGCUGCGGAGGGCAAUACACGCCGACGAUCACCUCCUCGUACAGCGAAUCCUCAAAUCACACCCCGCACUCCUACACAAUCCCGAUACCUCGCCCGCCGGCUUGUCCAACUCCAACCUCCAUCUCGCCGCCAGUCUUGGCCGCUAUGACAUAACCAAGAUCCUACUUGCCAAUGGCCAUGAAGACCCUGUCCCUGCUCUUAACGAGAACCACCAAACCGCCCUCAUGCUCGCCGCAGCCGGCGGUCAUACCGAAGUCGUACAUGCCCUAUGCGAGAACAACCCAGCCUGUAUAAUCCGUCGAGAUAUUCGAGGCCGGGAUGCCAUUAUGGAGGCCAGCCUAGGUGGUCACGACACUGUCCUGCAGAUCCUCCUCACGUUUGCCCCCAACGGUGCCACAGCGGCCGUACAAUCGUCAGACGUCGACGGCAACACCGCACUGCACUUUGCCAGCAGCAAUGGGAACCUGCUCGUCUUGAGGACGCUGCUGGCCGCGGGAGCUGAUGCCGAGAAGCGAAAUAUCUGGAGCUGGAAGGCCGUCGCCUACAGUGCUACUGUGCAGGCCGAGGUGUAUCUGAAGAACCUCGUCGGCGACAUUGAGAAAAGGAGGCGCGCUCAAAGCGACGGGGCCGAAUCCAGAAAAGGGGCUGCAGUUCGUAUCGUUGAACAGGACAUGACUCCGGGCGAUUGAGCUCAGCAAUGGACCCGCGCGGACGGGAAUGCAUUUCGAUAUACAUGCCCACCUUACCCGAGCUACAGUCAUAUUCUGCGCGUACCUCUUGAGCACUGGCUGUCAUCCGAGAGAUACUGGCGCUUAGGCCCGAUGAUGGUAUCAAACAUUGCACAGCUUCUCAACAGAGUGGCCUCCAAGCGGCCAC
Truncatella angustata is the source of this 1096-nucleotide messenger RNA. RefSeq names its product ankyrin repeat-containing domain protein. Bases 202 to 909 code for a protein of 235 amino acids. The record is from RefSeq and is a predicted model, not a curated record. Lineage: Eukaryota; Fungi; Ascomycota; Sordariomycetes; Amphisphaeriales; Sporocadaceae. Gene Ontology annotation, molecular function: protein binding. The transcript has 2 exons.